Myiozetetes cayanensis is the source of this 3757-nucleotide messenger RNA. Its product is annotated as zinc finger protein ZFP2-like. The record is from RefSeq and is a predicted model, not a curated record. NCBI's taxonomy places the organism in Eukaryota, Metazoa, Chordata, Aves, Passeriformes, Tyrannidae. The transcript has a single exon. Bases 530 to 2209 code for a protein of 559 amino acids. Gene Ontology annotation, biological process: regulation of cytokine production; negative regulation of transcription by RNA polymerase II; regulation of immune system process.
GACCCCCCACAGCCUGGAGAUGGGGGAUCCCUGGGACCCCAAAACAGGGAGCCCUGGAGGGGGGAGACCCCCAGGAUUCUGGGGAGACCCCCAGGAUUCCCAGCACUCUGGAGAGGGGAGACCCCUGGGACACCAAAGGAGGGAUCCCAGAGAAGGGAGACUCCCAGGAUUCCCAGGAUCUCCCUCAGCCUGGAGAGGGGGGACUCCCAGAACCCCGAAGUGGAGACACCAGAGAGGGGGGAACUCUUUGGAAGGGCUUUAUUUUGCUGAAUCUCGAACUUUCAGAGUUUUUUGGGGGUAAAUCUCAUUUUUUGGGGGCUAAAUCUUGGUAUUUAGGGAUUUUUUGGGGUGAACCUUCAUGUUCUGAAGGUUUCUUGAUGAGUGUUGGUGGUUUGGAGGGGUUUUUAGCUGAAUCAGAACGUUUUGGGAUUUUUGGGGCUGUGACUUUGUGUUUUGGGGAUAUUUGCUGAGCUGAAUCUUGGUGUUUUGGAGGUUUUUGUGGGCACAGGAUGCCCAGUGACUUCUAGAGAUGGGCUUGGGCAGGAGGAACCCCAGCCCAACCUGCUCACACCUUGUUUUCCCCCCACCAUCCUUCUUCCUUCCUAUCCUUUCCUUUCCUUUCCUUUCCUUUCCUUUCCUUCCUUUCCCUUUCCUUUCCUUUCCUUUCCUUUCCUUUCCUUUCCUUUCCUUUCCUUUCCUUUCCUUUCCUUUCCUUUCCUUUCCUUUCCUUUCCUUUCCUUUCCUUUCCUUUCCUCUCCUUUCCUUUCCUUUCCUUUCCUUUCCUUUCCUUUCCUUUCCUUCUUCCUUUUCCUUCCUUCUCCCUUUUCCUUCUUUCUCCCUUUUCCUCCCUCUCCUUCUUCCUCCUCCUUUUUCCUUGCCCUCCUUCUUCCUUCCUUUCCUUGUUCCUUUUCCUUCCUUUUUCUUUUUCCUUCUUUCUCCUUUUUCCUCCCUCUCCUUCUUCCUUCUGCUUUUUCCUUGCUCUCCCUGUUCCUUCUCCUUCUUCCUUCCUUCUCUUUCCUUUCUCUCCUUACUCCAUUUUCUUCCUUCUCCUUUCUCGUUCCUUCUUCCUUUUGCUUCUUUCUUCCUCUCCUUGUACCUUCUUCUCCUCCUUCUUUCUUCCUUUUCCUUCCUCUCCUUGCACCUUCUUCUCCUCCUUCCUUCUCCUUUUUCAUUCCUUCUCCCUUCUUUUUCCUCCCUCUCCUCAUUCCCCUCCUUGCUCCUUCCCCUCCUCGCUCCCUCCUCAACUUGUUCCUUCCUCUCCCUCAUUCCCUCUCCUCAUUCCCUCUUCUCCUUCCUCCCUCUCCUCCUCCUUCCUCCCCCAGAGGAACAACCUGAGGACAAAUCCCCCUGGCAGGACCCCAUGGAAGGGGCUGUUCUGAAGGGCUCCACGGCCCAGGAAGGCAGCGGGGUGGAAGAGCCGCAAACAUUCCCAGUGGGAAAGGGCUCCGAGGAGGAAACAGCCCCGGGGCGCUGGGAAAGCGGCUGGAGCUUCACCCAGAGCUCUGACCUGGCGGUCCCCGAGCGGCUUCCCGGCGGGGAGAAGCCCUUCCCGUGCCUGGAAUGUGGGAAGAGCUUCAGCUGGAGGUCCCACCUGCUCCGCCACCACAAGGUCCACACGGGGGAACGGCCCUACCUGUGCGGGGAGUGCGGGAAGAGCUUCGGCCAGAGCUCUGACCUGCUGGUCCACCAGCGCCUCCACACCGGGGAACGGCCCUACAAGUGCCUGGAAUGCGGCAGGAGCUUCAGCAAGAGCUCCAGCCUGACCUACCACCGGCGCUUCCACACCGGGGAACGGCCCUACGAGUGCUUGGAAUGCGGGAAGAGCUUCGGGCAGAGCUCCCACCUGCUCGCCCACCGCAGGCUGCACACGGGGGAACGGCCCUACGAGUGCCCAGAGUGCGGGAGGAGCUUCAGCCGCAGCUUCAGCCUCGUCCUCCACCGGCGCCUCCACAGCGGGGAGCGGCCCCACGGGUGCCCCGAGUGCGGGAAGGGCUUUCGGAGCAGCUCCGACCUCCUCCUGCACCGGCGGAUGCACCGGGGGGAGAGGCCCUUCCGCUGCCUCCACUGCGGGAAGGGCUUCGCCCGCAGCUCCGACCUCCUCAAGCACCGGCACAUCCACACCGGGGAGAGGCCCUACAGGUGCCUGAGGUGCGGGAAGAGCUUCAACCAGAGCUCUGCCCUGGCCUCCCACCGGCGGACCCACCGGUGAGGGAAGCACGACGGAGCUUCGGCCGCUGCUCCCACCCCGUCACCCGUCGGGUGAUCCGCGUUGGAUGAUCCACAGGGACCCACGUCGGGCACAGACCUGGUGGGUAAAGGCCUGUUGGCCAGCGUUUCUGGUGGCUCACGUUCCUUGUAAUCCACUGUGGGGGUGUUUUUUUCCCCACCAGCCCUCACUGUGAUCUGAGAAAUGCUCGUUGAUGAACAGCCCCCUGGGCUGAGCUGCUCUUGGGCUGCUCAGAAACCCUCCCUGCUCCCAGGGACUGGUGCUGUCCGAGCAGCUCCUGCUCUUCUCAACCCACAGCCCUGGAAACUUCAUUUUUCUCACCCGAAGAACAAACCCAGUGGGAUUGUAUUCUUGUUCUCCAGCUUCCAGAGCAAGUCCUAUCCUGAACUGGGGCCAGGAUGGACAAUUCCUGUCCCCAGGUGCCUUGUCCAGCCUCUUUGUGCCCAUGUGGGUGUGAAUCUGCCAUGGAAAGCAUCCUGGGAAUGCUGCUCUCUCUCUCCUGGGUUCCUCAGGCCUGUGAGUGAGUGAGUGAGUGAGUGAGUGAGUGAGUGAGUGAGUGAGUGAGUGAGUGAGUGAGUGAGUGAGUGAGUUGCUGCUGUGGGGUGGUAAAUUCUGUGUGAAUGCCCUGUCUGUUGUUUAACUUCAGCUACCAGUGAAGUGCUGCCACGGGAAGUGCUCUUGGGCCUCUGGGAAUAAACUGCUGAUCAAGCACAGGCUCAGUUUAGCACCAGUUUGGGGUGUCAGGACCUGCCCAGCACUGGGGAUGGGCGUGAGGGAGGAGCUGGGGCCGGACUGGUGGGACUGGUGGUGCUGGGAACCCCCCCAAGGUGUGGGCAAGGGGAACUCGGGGGAGUGGGAAGGAGAGACAUGGUGGGAAAGGGGGGGAAAAAGAGGGAGUGGGACACCCACAGUGAGGGUGACAGGGGUGGGACGACCCCCCCAAACCAAGAUCUGGGUGUUUUGGAGGUUUUUGUGGGCACAGGAUGCCCAGUGACUUCUACGGAUGGGCUUGGGCAGGAGGAACCCCCAGCUCAACCUGCUCACACCUUGUUUUCCUGCCCCCUGUCCUUCUUCCUUCCUUUCCUUUCCUUGUUCCUUUUCCUUCCUUCUUCCUUUUCCUUCUUUCUCCUUUCUCCUCCCUCUCCUUCUUCCUUCUGGUUUAUUCCUUGCUCUCCCUGUUCCUUCUCCUUCUUCCUUCCUCUCCUUCCUGCAAGGCCCCUGUUUGGAAAGCCCUCAUGGGAAAUUAAGAAGAGCAGGGGGGUUGGAUGUUGUUGUGCUGUUUUGGGGACUGAACGAAGCUGAAACCAGCCUGACUCAUAAAUCCCUGAGCCAAAACAUCCUGGGAGUGAGGGAAUAUUUGGCAAAUAUUGUAAAAUACCUGGAAAUAAAGGAACAAACAAGUCACACCACUGAGAACUUCUCCAGAGCUGCUGGGCUGGCACAGCCUGGACACACCUGAGUGUCCCAGAUUUUAAGGGCAGGGUCUCCUGACAUUGUCCCUUCUUGGGAAUUGGUGCUUCCCAGUGCACU